Molecule: messenger RNA, 2444 nt
Organism: Scheffersomyces amazonensis
Lineage: Eukaryota; Fungi; Ascomycota; Pichiomycetes; Serinales; Debaryomycetaceae
Gene: DUR32
Product: Dur32p
Exons: 1
Coding region: 204-2291 (695 amino acids)
Biological process (GO): urea transmembrane transport
Cellular component (GO): plasma membrane
Molecular function (GO): urea transmembrane transporter activity
Source: RefSeq, a predicted model, not a curated record
GUUAUUAAACCUUAUACAUUAAUCUUUAUUACUUACUUAAUCAAUGAUUGCAUCUCUUACCGAUCCAUUGUCGUAAUUGGAUUUGCAUUCAUUUAUUUCAAAUUAUUAAUAUGUAUAUAUAUAGUUACCAAGAUCUCUCUUGUUCAAUCUUAACUCUUUGUGGUAUUAUUAUUAAAAGUUUAUUGUAAGUAAUUAUAUAGUUAAUGUCUGAAUCAGUUGCUUUAUUAACCCAAGCUAGUGGUUAUGGAAUCUUAGUAGGAGUUGGAGCCCUCUUUGCUGGAGGGAUGAUUCUUACAACUAAAUUAUUAGAGAAGUAUUUACAUGAAAAUAGUCACUCUACUGAAACUUUCUCAGUAGCUAAUAGAAGUGUUGGAUUAUUUCUUUCAGCUUCUGCUGUUUACUCAUCUUGGUCAUGGGCAACAGAGUUACUUUGGGUAUCUACAAUGGUUUAUAAUUAUGGUAUUCAAGCAUCUUAUUAUUAUGGUGCUGGUUUAGCCAUUCAAAUUGCUGUUAUGGCAACCAUUGGUAUUCAUGCCAAAAAGAAGAUUCCAAAGGCUCAUACUUGUUUAGAAAUUGUUCAAUUAAGAUAUGGAGAUGUUCUUCAUGGUCUUUAUCUUUUCUUCUGUCUUGCUAAUAACCUUUUAUCAUGCUCGUCAAUGAUUUUAGGAGCUUCUGGUGCUAUUGGAAUUAUUGCUGGUAAUUUAAAUAUUGCUGCUAGUACUAUGCUUAUUCCUUUUGGAGUGCUUUUAUAUACCGUUGUUGGUGGUUUGAAAGCUACUUUCUUAACUGAUUUUGUUCAUACAUUAAUUCUUCUUCUUGUUCUUUGUUUCUUAAAUACUUCCGUAUUAACUUCUGAACAAAUUGGUGGUCUUGAUGGAUUAUAUGAUUUAUUAUUAGCUAAGGAUGCUACUGGUGAAAGAUAUGUUGAAGGUAAUUACAAUGGUUCUUUAUUAACUGGUAAAUCUCAAGGAGCUUUAUUCUUUGGUUUGAUUUUAACUGCCGGUAAUUUUGGUUUAACUGUUUUGGAUUCAUCAUUUUGGCAAAAGACUUUCUCUGCAAGUCCAAGAGCUACAGUUCCAGCAUAUCUUACUGCUUCAUUCCUUAUCUUUUCUAAUGUUUGGCCAUUAGGUUCAAUCAUUGGUGGUGCAUCUAUUGUCUUGGAUGGAACUCCAGGUUGGCCAACAUAUCCAAGAGCAUUAACUUCUUAUGAAAUUGAUUCUGGAUUUGUAUUACCUUAUGUUUUGAAACAAAUCUUAGGUAAUGGUGGUGUUGCAGCUAUUUUACUUGUUGUUUAUUUAGCAGUCACAUCCACAGUUAGUGCUCAAAUGAUUUCGGUUAGUUCUAUUCUUACAUUUGAUAUUUACAAGAAAUAUAUUAAUCCAAAAGCUGCCAAUAAACAAAUGAUUAGAGUAUCUCAUAUUGGGGUUAUUUUCUUUGGUAUUGCUGCUGCUGCUUUUUCAUUAAUGUUACAUUAUGUUGGUGUUAAUAUGACUUGGAUGGGAUACUUUUAUCCUUUAAUUAUUUGUCCUGCUGUUUUACCAUUACUUUUUACUAUUACUUGGGAUAGACAAACUGCUAUUGCUACUUUUGCAUCACCUAUUAUUGGACUUAUUGCUGGUCUUACUGUAUGGUUAACAACUGCCAAACAUUAUUAUGGAAACAUUUCAAUUACUUCAACUGGUGGACAAUUACCAUGUCUUUUUGGAUCUUUAACUGCAUUACUUCUUCCAGGAGUUCUUUCAAUAAUUAUUAGUUUAACUAUUAAACCACAUAAAUUUGAUUGGAAGAAAUUAAAAGAAGUUGAUUUAAUUGUUAAAGAAAACGAUAAAUCAAGUACAAGUUCUGCUGCAGAGUCUAUUGCUGAAGAAGAAGAAGAAGAAGAACAAACAAUUAUAAAGGAAAAGCAAGAGUAUAAUGUCACUGUUGAAACUGGUUCUCAACAAGAUAGUGAUAGUAAAGAAUUUGAUGAUCCAAUUGUUUCUGAACCAGCAAAGGGUUCUGAAGAAUUAACUGAAAAGGAAUUAGAUUUCUGGAUUAAAGUUGCUACUGGUGCUGCUAUAUUUGUAUUACUUAUUACUUGGGUAAUAUGGCCUUUACCAUUAUAUAGAGAUUGGAUCUUUUCAAGAGCUUAUUUCAAAGGGUAUGUUGUUGUUUCACUUAUCUGGCUUUAUUCUACGUUAUUAAUCGUUGGAAUAGCUCCUAUUAUUGCAGGUAGAAGUUCUAUAGCUAAAGUAUUUAAAGGAGUUUACCAUGACUAUAUAAAGAGAGAUGGAGCAAAGGGUAAGAUUUAAUGCUCUAGAUAUUUGGCUUGUACAUUAUUCAGUUCAUGAUGAUUUUAUUUCUAAUACUCUAAUUGGUUCCAUUUAUAUAUUCUAGAUUGUAUCAGAGACUUAUUUAUUUAUAUAUCUAUAUAAUUACACAUUUAUAUAUUAUCAUAUAUUCAU